UGUUGAAAUAAGCCGUUGACUUAACCUCAUUUGGCGUGAUCGAUACUCAAUCGUCGAAAAGAAUUUCAAUUUUGAACUUCGCGGGUCGUGAAUUAAUAUUCAAGUUUAUACCUGUAGGAGCCGCUGCUGCUGUUACUAUAUAUAUGUGUUAUUAUAUAUACUAUACGCAUAUAUAAUAUAUAUAUACACGUAUAUAUAGUAUAUAGUCUUGUCACUCGUACAAAAUGUCAGCAUCUGUUAGAAGAAGCUGAUCGUAAACCUAUCAAAUAUAGCGUGUAGUGCCAUGGCGACGACGAGUCCAUCGCCGAUGCCACCACUAACGACGACGACGUCGACGACAAUGGAACAACCCCAGCUAUCACCGACGGAAGGUUCCGUUCAAGGCAUAGCUUCUCAGAGCCCAGCACCAACGGUUUUUCAGGAUACCUCGACUCAAUCGCAGCAAGGAUUUUGUACUCCGCAACAGCAGCAACAACAAGUACCAGCUUUGGAAGGCAAUCAACCUAUACCUCAUGUUGUACAGCAAUAUUCCCAGUCAAUGUCCAAUGGUAUUGGGAUUGUAGGACAAAAUGGACAAGUUACAACUAUGCCACAGCAGUCACAGCAAACUGGAAGUAUAGGUUCAAUACAGCCUGGGAUUAAUGGAUCUUUAACUUCACCAGGCAAUCAAACCCAAAUAGGAGGUCUAGUUAGCUCUAAUUCUAUUGUUCAUCAAAAUAGUGCUCCUAUUCAAAAUAGUAUGUCCAAUGGACCAUCACCUGGUUCGGUAAGGAGUCCAAGAAUUCCAGAAAAUAAAUUUGUUGCUUUACAAAAAGCUAUUGAGAUCAUGGAAGAAAAAGGGUUAAAAGAUGAUCAUCGAUAUAUACAGUUGCUUGCACUAAAAGCAAAGUAUGCCAAUCUAGUAAACGAGAAGCAAUCUCUCAAUCCUCAACAAAUACAGCAGUUGAGAGCUCAGAUAAUGGCAUAUCGUUCAUUAGCCAGGAAUCAGCCUUUGACACAACAGCAGGUAAUGGCUGUUCAGGGUCAAAAACCUUCAGAUUCUAAUCAAGGUCCUACAAUUACUCCAACUAUCACUGUAAUUGGACCACAAAAGCCUGGUCAAGGACUUCAACUAACAGGUCAAGCACUACAGACAACUGUGAAACCUAACAAGGUUGCAACAACUGGCAAGCCUACUACCCUUGAUCCAGUGAUUAUUUUACAAGAACGAGAAAAUCGGGUUGCAGCCAGAAUAGCAUUAAGAAUGGAGCAGCUAAAUUAUAUGCCUACAAAUAUGCCAGAAGAUUUGCGAGCUCAAGCUCAAAUUGAGCUAGGUAUGUUAAGGGUAUUGAACUUUCAACGACAGCUCAGAUCAGAAAUAUUAGCUUGCACUAGAAAGGACACUACUCUAGACACAGCUGUCAAUCUGAAAUCGUUUAAACGUACAAAACGACAAGGAUUAAGAGAAGCCAGAGCUACUGAGAAGCUUGAAAAACAGCAAAAGUUAGAGGCUGAAAGGAAAAGGAGGCAGAAACACCAAGAGUUCAUUAGCUCUAUUCUGCAACAUAGCAAAGAUUUCAAAGAAUUCCACAGAAAUAAUCUUGCUAAGAUGGGUCGCCUGAACAAAGCUAUUCUUAAUCAUCAUGCCAAUGCCGAGAGAGAACAGAAGAAGGAACAAGAAAGGAUAGAAAAAGAACGUAUGCGACGUCUUAUGGCUGAAGAUGAAGAAGGUUAUAGAAAACUUAUAGAUCAGAAGAAAGAUAAGCGAUUGGCCUUACUACUUUCACAGACAGAUGAGUAUAUCAGUAAUCUAACAGAGAUGGUGAAACAGCACAAAAUGGAACAAAAGAAAAAGCAAGCAGAACAACAAAAGCGUAAAAAGAAGAAGAGAUACCAAGAUGGUGAAAUGGUCGAUGGAGAUGAAGAUAUACAUAUUUCUGUCAUUGAAAUUUCCACUGGUCGUACUUUGAAUGGUGAAGAUGCACCUCUGUUGAGUCAGUUAAAUGCCUUUUUGGAGUCUCAUCCUGGCUGGGAAACAGUUGAUUCUGAUAGUGAAUAUGAAGAUGAUGAGGAGGAAGAUGAAAAAGAUGAGGACAAGAAAUCAGACUCAGGUGAACCUGAUGAAGAAAAGGCCAAAAGAACAAUACAAAAAGCUAAAGUUGAAGAUGAUGAGUAUAAAACAGAAGAACAAACUUACUAUAGUAUUGCUCAUACCGUCCAUGAAGUCGUCACUGAACAAGCUACCAUCAUGGUAAAUGGUAAACUGAAAGAAUACCAGAUUAAAGGUUUGGAAUGGAUGGUUUCAUUGUUUAACAACAAUCUGAAUGGUAUUCUGGCGGAUGAGAUGGGUCUUGGUAAGACUAUUCAGACCAUAGCACUUGUAACCUAUCUCAUGGAAAAAAAGAAAGUCAAUGGACCAUUUCUCAUUAUCGUUCCUCUCUCAACCCUUUCAAAUUGGAUAUUGGAGUUUGAGAAAUGGGCACCUAGUGUAGUUGUAGUCUCAUACAAAGGAUCUCCUGCUGGAAGAAGGGCGAUUCAGUCUCAAAUGCGCGCUACAAAGUUCAAUGUACUCUUGACUACUUACGAAUACAUAAUCAAAGACAAAAGUGUCUUGGCAAAGUUACAAUGGAAAUACAUGAUUAUUGAUGAGGGUCACAGAAUGAAGAAUCACCAUUGUAAGUUAACUCAAACAUUGAACACUCAUUACAUCGCGCCUCAUCGACUGCUGCUCACGGGUACGCCACUUCAGAACAAAUUACCUGAGUUGUGGGCGCUUCUUAACUUUUUACUUCCCUCUAUCUUUAAAUCGUGCAGUACGUUCGAGCAGUGGUUCAAUGCACCUUUCGCGACUACUGGUGAAAAAGUCGAAUUGAACGAAGAAGAAACAAUUCUUAUUAUUCGUCGUCUGCAUAAAGUAUUGCGUCCAUUUUUGCUCAGACGUUUAAAGAAGGAAGUAGAAUCGCAGCUACCCGAUAAAGUGGAAUAUAUAAUUAAGUGCGAUAUGUCUGGCCUGCAGAAAAUUCUUUACAAACACAUGCAAAGCAAGGGUGUGCUGCUGACUGAUGGAUCAGAGAAAGGAAAACGCGGCAAGGGAGGCGCAAAAGCCUUGAUGAAUACCAUCGUACAACUUCGUAAACUUUGCAAUCAUCCAUUUAUGUUCCAAAAUAUCGAAGAAAAAUAUUGCGAGCAUUUAGGCAUUCAGGGAGUUGGUCUGAUAAGUGGUCCAGAUUUAUACAGAGCAUCUGGUAAAUUCGAGCUUUUGGAUCGGAUUUUACCGAAAUUAAAAGCUACUGGUCACAGGGUACUACUCUUCUGUCAAAUGACACAGCUCAUGACUAUAAUGGAAGAUUAUCUAAACUGGCGUCAGUUCAAGUACUUGAGGUUAGAUGGUACAACGAAAGCCGAAGAUAGAGGUGAUUUGUUAAAAAGAUUCAACGACCCAGGUUCCGAUUAUUUUCUAUUCAUCCUGUCGACUCGCGCCGGUGGUCUUGGUUUAAAUCUCCAAGCAGCCGAUACCGUCAUUAUUUUCGAUUCCGACUGGAAUCCUCAUCAGGAUUUGCAAGCUCAAGACAGAGCCCAUCGUAUCGGUCAGAAGAACGAAGUGCGAGUUUUACGACUUAUGACUGUCAAUUCCGUCGAGGAGAGAAUUUUAGCUGCUGCUCGGUAUAAGUUGAACAUGGACGAGAAAGUCAUACAGGCUGGUAUGUUUGAUCAAAAGUCGACGGGAUCUGAGCGACAACAGUUCCUAAAGACUAUUUUGCAUCAAGAUGACGCUGACGAUGAGGAAGAAAACGAAGUGCCAGACGACGAGACUGUCAAUCGGAUGAUUGCCAGAUCAGAACAAGAAUUCGAAUUGUUCCAGAAAAUCGAUCAAGAAAGGCGAAGAGAAGACGUGCAAAAGUUUGGCCCCAACUGUCGAUCACGUUUACUCGAUGAAACCGAACUACCUGACUGGUUGGUGAAGGAUGACGAAGAAGUUGAAAAAUGGGCUUACGAAGACGACGAGGAUAAGUCUCUCUUCGGCAGAGGUUCUCGUCAACGAAAAGAAGUUGAUUAUACAAACAGUCUUACGGAGAAAGAGUGGCUGAAAGCUAUUGGCGAGGAAGGAGUUGAUCUUGAAGAGGAGGAAGAGGACGAUAAAAAUAGUAAGAAAAAGUCAAGAAAACGAAGAAAAAAAGGUGAUGACGAUGACGAUUCAGGGCCUAAGAAAAGAAGAGGCACCAUUGAUACAAAAACGAAGAAACGCAUGAAGAAAGUACUCUCGUUAGUCAUCAACUAUACUGAUCAGGAUGGUCGAUUUCUCAGCGAACCGUUCAUGGAACUGCCACCUCAUCGAGAUUUCCCCGACUAUUAUGAAAUAAUCAAAAGGCCUCUUGCGAUCAAUAAACUCGUGCAAAAGAUUGACGAAAGUAAGUAUGCGGAUUUCGACGACCUUGAAAAAGAUUUCAUGCAACUCUGCAAAAAUGCUCAAACUUACAAUGAAGAAGCUUCGCUCAUUUACGAAAAUUCAGUUGUUUUGCAAACUGUCUUUCGAGCCGCUCGUCAGAGAAUUGAGGCCGAACAUCAGGCUUCAGACGAAGAGAAAGAAGCAUCACAAGAAAUGGUUGAGGGUGAGGAAGAACAGUCUGGUGUAAGGAUGAAGAUUAAGCUGAAAGGAAGAAAAAGCGAAGGUGGCAGAGGUGGUCGUAAAAAACGUAUGUCCAAGAAAUUCAUUGACGAUGACAAUGAGGCGAGUUCCUCAAUGCCUGUACCAGAUCAAUAAGUGCAAGACUACGUGCAAGCGAAUGCUAAAGAAAUAAUUUUCUUACAAAAGACUUUAGAAAAUUAAUAUUCGAUGAACGAUGCUCGAAGUGUCAUGUUUUUUCUAUAAGCCUUUAGAGUGUGUAAAAUAUUUGCGGUGAAUCGAUCGAGUUGGUUUCUCUUUUGAAUGUAUACUUAUUUUGGCACGACUUUUAUUUGAUUUAUAUCACAAGCUUUGUUUCGAAGCUAUAAUUCUUUUUUUUCUUAAAAUCUUUAUCUUUAUUUCACUUUACCGAAUUGUCUUUAUAUAUUUUAUUUUUGAACGAAUACUGCAUUUGAAACCAAUGUCGAUAAAGAUGUAAUAAUAAAAACUGUAAAUAAUUUAAAAUAAAAAGAUUUUUGUGGAAUUGGAUAUUUAAAAACUAUUUAUUUCAAGGGUAACAAUUUUUGAAACACGUAUACACACAUACAUAACUUAUAUUUAUUCGAAAACAGAGAAUUUAUUUACUGGUACAAUAAGUUUGUUAAAACAAUUACCUUUAAAGUAAAUUUACGUAAAAAUUUCCAACAUAGUCUUAGCAUUUUUUACGUCGGUCUAUAAUAGAGCGCUAUUACUUUACUUCGGAAAGAAAAAAGGCAAGUGAAUUAAAAUGCAAUUAAUGUGAAGCUGAUGGAAAAAAUGACAAAAUUCGAUUUAUAAAUGAUUGUCAAGAGAAAUCAAUUAUAAAUUAAAUGAAGCUUAACGAUAAUUACGGUAAUCGCAUUUCGUUCGACGUUACGCGACGUUAAGACAUUUUAUAUAAAGUUUUGAAUUACAUUUAAGAAGUU
This is a messenger RNA of Phymastichus coffea, 5547 nucleotides long. RefSeq names its product ATP-dependent helicase brm-like (gene brm). The record is from RefSeq and is a predicted model, not a curated record. The coding region runs from base 284 to 4741 and encodes 1485 amino acids. Gene Ontology annotation, molecular function: histone binding; transcription factor binding; ATP-dependent chromatin remodeler activity. The transcript is spliced from 2 exons. Gene Ontology annotation, biological process: positive regulation of transcription by RNA polymerase II. Gene Ontology annotation, cellular component: nucleus. NCBI's taxonomy places the organism in Eukaryota, Metazoa, Arthropoda, Insecta, Hymenoptera, Eulophidae.